AGGCGAGGCCAUUUUUUGUCGUCUCAAGCUGCUGUUAGCCUGUUAGAAUUUUGGUGUUCUCAUCUCAUCUGAUUCCUCAUUUCUCUAACUAAGAUUGCACUUUCUUUUGCCUCUCUCUCUCUCUCUCUCUCUCUCUCUCACAUGUUCUGUGUCAGUGUGAACUGUCAUGAAGACAUGAAUACAGCAGCUUCCUUACACUUCCUUCAGCUAGCUCUGCCAUCUGAUCAGCCCGCACUGUAGAUCAAAAAAGCAACUCAUCAUCCUUUCCCUCAUCUCCUAGUUUUACUAGCUAGUUUCCUACAGGCACUGAGUACUGAUAUCUAAAUACCAGUUUUUUUUCUUUUUUUUUUUUUUGUUCUCUUUUUUAUGUCUUAAUAAUAUCUCAAUUCCAGCUCCCAUGGGCCCAUAAUUAUCAUUCAGUUCCAGAACUUCAGCUCUGGAAUCUGAGCCACCAUCUUUUCCCUGCUUUUUUUUUUUUUUUUUUCGGUUUCUUCUUUCAAGUUCUUACAAAGGCUCUUCUUUCAAACCCACCUUUUGUAUUAUAAAUUACAUCAUUCUUCUAAUCCUCUGCAAACAUUUAUACAAACCGUUACUGGAGGACCCAUUUGUUGGACUCUCAAUUUAAACGAGGCCAUCAAAUCAAUUGAUCCUUCACAUUUCUUUGUUGCUUGAAUCUUUGGUUUUUCAUCCAUGAAUGAAUCUGAAAUGCCCAUUCCUCACCUGUUCAGAUGCCCAAUUAGUCUAGACUUGCUCACGGAUCCAGUCACUUUAUGUACAGGCCAAACCUACGACCGAUCCAGCAUAGAGAAAUGGCUUGCUACAGGUAACCACACUUGCCCUGUCACAAUGCAGAAGCUCCAUGAUCCUUCCAUGGUUCCAAAUCACACUCUUCGCCAUCUUAUCUACCAGUGGCUUCAAAUGGGUCCCCAUCUCGAUCCCGAUUACCUGGAAAUUGAUCCUGAUCUUUCUUUGGCUGCACUGAGGCACAACCUUGAAUCAAAUGAAUCCCCUUUGGAAACCAAGCUCCAAGCCUUGGAAAGAAUUCAAGUCCUGAUAACUAGAGAAUUUCCAUGGAGAAAUUCGUGGUUCACCCAGUUAGGCUUGUUCCCAUUCCUCUUGGAGCAACUCUUUGGUAAGGUAGAGGCCAAUGAAUACCGAAGCAAUUUGAACUUGGCAGAACAAGCGCUUUCUUGUGUUCUGGCAUUGAUGCCUUUUGGUGAAUUGGGGUCUCUGAAUAUGCUCAAAGAAGAGUCCAGUUUGGCAUCCUUUCUAGUCCUGUUCCAGCAGGGAACAAUCACAGUGAAGAUAAGCUUGUGUCAUCUUGUGGGAGCAAUAUCCUCGUCUCAGGAAGUGAAAGAGCUGUGUGCUGAGCUUGGAAAAAAUCAAAGACUCCUGCGGGAGAUUGUUCUUCUUGUUUGCGAGCAUUCCGAGGCUGCUGAAGCCGGAAUCAAAGCCACGUUGGCAUUGUGUUCCUUGGAACAGAAUCGUGAGAAUUUGGUCAGAGAAGGCGCAGUCGAUGGACUCAUAACAUACAUUUCAAGUGUGGAGGGAUGCGAGAAAAGCUCGGCACCAUUGGCAAUGGCAGCAAUUGAGUUGCUCUUAGGGGUCGAAGGUGCAAAACAGGCUGUGAUCAAUAACCCAAAUGGCGUUAAGGCUCUAGUUAAGAUGGUUUUCAGAGUAUCCGAUCAUGAAGGCAGUGAGAGCGCCAUCGAUUCACUUAUGAUUGUAUGUUAUGAAUCGCUGUGGGCACAAGAAGACGCAAUUUCUGCUGGCAUUUUGACACAGUUACUAUUGCUUCUUCAGAGCCAGUGUCGUGGAAGGACCAAGACCAAGGCUAGAGCAUUGCUCAAGCUGCUUCAGUCGUUGUGGGCUAAGGAAACAAAGCAUGUGUAGACUAAAAAUGAAAACGUUUGGACUAACCCCUGUUAUGGAUAUUAUCAAUAAGUGUGCCUCACCUGUAUUUGAAAGAAAAUUCUGUUGCUUUGAAUCCUAGCCAAUAUAGUCACUUGGUUCAUGUUAGUAGACUCAACGAGAUUAUACAGUAACAUUGUAAAGAAAAUUCACGAAAAGAAGAAUUGCAUGAAUAAGAUGUUUUCAUUCAAGCUAAA
Molecule: messenger RNA, 2108 nt
Organism: Malania oleifera
Lineage: Eukaryota; Viridiplantae; Streptophyta; Magnoliopsida; Santalales; Ximeniaceae
Product: U-box domain-containing protein 25-like
Exons: 1
Coding region: 691-1893 (400 amino acids)
Biological process (GO): protein ubiquitination
Molecular function (GO): ubiquitin protein ligase activity
Source: RefSeq, a predicted model, not a curated record